Messenger RNA from Spodoptera frugiperda (fall armyworm), 1878 nucleotides. RefSeq lists its product as uncharacterized. The transcript has 2 exons. Lineage: Eukaryota; Metazoa; Arthropoda; Insecta; Lepidoptera; Noctuidae. The record is from RefSeq and is a predicted model, not a curated record. The coding region runs from base 113 to 499 and encodes 128 amino acids.
CAAAGUCAAAUCAUCAAAAGCGUUAUUUUCGAAAGUUGUUUGCUAAGCUCCGCUUUAGUGUUUAUCUUAUUUGUAAAAUAUAAUAUUGAUAGAAAGUUAUUAAAAAAUAAUUAUGGCGCCUCGAGGUACUCCAAAACGUGCGGUAAAAGUACAGCCCGUUGUAAAAGACAUGCCUGCUAAAGGUCGGGCGUCACCAGUUGGGGCGAUAAAAAAGACCACUGUUAUGAAAAAGCCUGUGGAUAAAACACCACUCAAAAUAAACAACACAACAACGUCAGACGCCAGGGUUACAAGACAACGGACCAGCACGGUACCAACUCUUGCCACACCGAAACCAAAGGAGAACAAAGCAGUUCCUAUACCCAGCAGUGUGACCAAGAGUGGUAAGAAACCUUCUUGGAAGAGAAGGCCCAAACCAGCACAUUCUGGAGUCCCUAUUCCUGAGAAGAUGAGGAAACUCAUGGAAAAACAGUUCUUAGACUCGGAAUUUGUUUUAUAACUUUGUGAUGUAAUAUUUUAUGACUUGUUCUAUGAACGGACACUAGCACAUCAAGCUAUCCUCAAUUUGCAAUGGAUUUUCAACUCUAGUAUAUAAUGGUAGAGUUGAAAAUUCAUUGUAAAUUUCAUUGUGUUCAAUUUCACAUCAUCAAAAAUCCAUUGUAGACUUUCUUCAAUAGAUUUUCAACUCUAGUACAUAAUAGUAGGGUUGAAAAUCUAUUGAAGAAAGUCAGAUAGGAGUGAUGUGCCUGUGUGAGUUAGUUAGGCAAACAUGCACUUUGUGUUCAUAGCCACAAAUCUUACUUUAACUUUUUAGUGUUUAGAUUUAGAUUUUAUUAGUUUUUAAUUUCUUGACAUUUUGAUUAGGUACUUUCAAUAUUAAUUGUACUUGUUUAAUAUUUUCUUUGUGUAUAUUGUUAGGAUUGUAUUGUUUGUAGCUUGAGAAAAAAAUAAACAUAUUUUUUGAUCCUUUUUUUGACAAAUUAUGACUUGAUUUAAGACUUGUAAAAACCUUGCAGUUUUUACUUAUAUUGCCUAAUUCUGGAUGUCAUAAUUUUAGUAUGGUAAAUAUUAAUUACUUACAUAAAUAAAUGAAUACAAAAUACAAUAGUUAGAAUACAGAAAUUGAGCUUCCAUAGGUAUCUAUAGUAUGUUAAAACAAAUGACAUAAAUUAACAUUUUAAAUAUUGUUUUAACUAUAAGUAACUUGCUAUUUUUUUACUAUAAAAAAUAGUAGUAUACUAUAAAAUUCUUGUGUUUUUAUGUUUUGUUAUUUUAUGUCUUAUUAAUAAUGUGGUAUUAUUAACUAUAGACAAAUUAAUAACAUACUCGAUAAAUUUAAAAAUUACUUCAAUUUUGUACUUGAUUUGUGCCAAAUUUAGAUUUUAAUACUUUAAUUACUUUUACGAAAAGGGAAUUGAAGUGGAAAAUGUGACUUUUUGAUAAAUGUUUCACAAAAAAAAAUGUGUUGAUUUAUUACAAAAGGUUGUAUAACUUAACAGUAGUUUGAUAUUGUAUUCUAAACUUUGUUAGUAGAGCCAUAAGAGUGUUAAUAAGACAGCACAAAAUAAUUUAGUAAUUUUGUUUCCACUAGAAGUCUGUCGACAACUUUGAGCUUUAACUUACUAAUUAGAAAGUUCAUUAUACAGUAACAAAAUAAAAGAAUCAAAAUAGUCUUUGUCUUCUCCAUAUGCAUGUCUAUGAAUUUGCACUUCAAAGACCUAGUAAUAAAGUUUAUUAUCCAAUACUAUUCAGUUGCUUUAUCCCACUGAUUUUGCUAUAGUUGUGUACCUGUCUAGUGUCAUGUAAAUAUGUGAUUACAAUUACAUUAAUUAUUGUAUGCUAGAGUAAACCUGAUGGUAAUAAAUAUAUUAUCUUUUA